Mercenaria mercenaria is the source of this 6068-nucleotide messenger RNA. RefSeq names its product cytochrome P450 2D14-like. Lineage: Eukaryota; Metazoa; Mollusca; Bivalvia; Venerida; Veneridae. The record is from RefSeq and is a predicted model, not a curated record. The transcript is spliced from 6 exons. Bases 3 to 1532 code for a protein of 509 amino acids. Gene Ontology annotation, molecular function: monooxygenase activity; heme binding; oxidoreductase activity, acting on paired donors, with incorporation or reduction of molecular oxygen.
UAAUGCUCUACUACUUAGUUUUAGCUGUAAUAUUGUUGUUUGGAGCAUUUUACAUGUUUCACCGAAGAAUCAGCUUCAAAGGGAACAUCAUCCCGGGUCCGAGAGGACUUCCACUUAUCGGUUGUGCACUAGAAAUAAACGAGGAAAAUUUAUGCUCGAAACUAACAGGGUAUGCGGAGACAUUCGGGGACAUUUUUCGGUUUAGAAUAUUUUCAGAUAACCUUAUUGUGUUGAACAGUCCUGCAAUCAUACAAACAGCAUUUUUGGACGAAAAAUUCAAGCGACACUUUAACGAUCGGCCUAGAAUGUUUUACGGUGAAUAUUUUCGUUGUCAUCACCAAACAGUAGGAUCUGUACCAGAGGGAUUUGGAAUGUUUCACAAAACAUCAAGAAGGCAUUUGGAAAAGGCGGUAUAUGCAUAUGGCAGUGGACUGAUGGACCUGGAGAAAAAUGUUAUGUUUGAAAUGGAUCUCCUAGUUAAGAGGAUAGAAGAAAUGCCAGGCAUGACGUUUCAAUGUAUGGAUGUUUUCAGUCGGUCACUAUCAAACGUUAUUUCUCUGUUAUUUAGUGGGGAACUUAUACACGAUGAUGAUCCAGACAGAGACAUUUUCUUGCAGCAUACAGAAGGGGCUAUAUUCUUCCUAAACUCGGCAGUAAACUCCGUUAUGACAUCACUUCCAUUUCUACGAUUUCUUCCAGGGAAAUUUAGAGAAAUGUACAUAAAAACUGAAACUGUGAAUGGCAGAAUUAAACAAAAAUACUUCCAUGAUAUAAAGAACACCUAUGUUCCUGGAAAACACCGAGGAAUCGUUGAUUUCUAUAUUGAAGAACAGAGAAAAGAGCGAGAGAGCGGAAAUGAUGUUUUUUUCACUGAUGAAAGAAUCAUGGUGCAGAUUGAAGAAAUUGUAGAUGCAGGAAUCACCACUUCAAGCAUAUUUCUUUCUAACUCGAUACUUGUGUUAAUGAACUAUCCGGAGGUUCAAAACAAGAUACAAGCAGAAAUUGACACGGUUAUUGGAAAGGAUCGGCCUCCUACUUACACGGAUAGGAACAAUUGUCGUUAUCUUCAGGCGUUUGAGAUGGAGAUACACAGAUAUCUUACCAUUGCCCCAUUCUUACUUCCUCAUCUCUGUCAAGACCAUAUAGAGUUUAUGGGAUAUGACAUUGAACCAAACAGCCUGAUCCUGGCAAAUGUAUGGUAUGUUCAUCAUGACAAAGAGGUUUGGGGAGACCCUUGGACUUUCAGACCAGAGAGGUUCCUGAAUGAUAACGGAGAGCUCUUACCGAGAGAACAUAAACUGCGCAAAAGUCUUUUGCCAUUUGGUUGCGGACAACGUCAGUGCACCGGUGAAAUGUUUGCCCAAACGCGCAUCUUUCUGUACUUGGCAACCUUGUUGCAGCGCUGGUCCUUUGAAUUCCAAAAUGGCAAUGAGAGGAGUUGUGAUCCAAGAACACCUGGCUGUUUCGAUAUGGUUGGCUUAAUCAAGCCAAUGCCAUUUGCCUGUAAGGCUAAAGAGCGCUACAAACAGUAAAAAGACAGGGGUAGAGAUGUAACACAUGUUUGAAAAAAGAAACUGGUAUAAUAUGAAUUAUAUAACCUGUUACUACUCAUAAGAACUGUACUUGUGAAAUAUGCAUUAUCUUUAUAAUAGGGCAGUUACAAUGCAAUAGAGGUACAAUGCGGACGGUUAUCUAGCUUAAAUAAAUAUUUGAAGAGCCGAUGGACGAGUUUUACAAGGAUUUUGCAGCUGUAUUCGAGUCUAAAUAUAUCAAUAUUUUACCAACCAUUACUAAAUAACCUUUAUAAUAUUAUAAUCAUGCUUAUUUUUCUUGGUAAAAAAUAAAUGAAGAGAGUUCCAAUCCUCAAUUGGCCUUUACCAUUUAAACUAGGUUCUGUCGAAGUAACAAGAGAUUCAUGAGAAAUGGUUUGCAGGUUUCACUUCUUUUGAAGCUUUUACUUUUAAAUAAUUUAAAUGAAGGUUUUACUUUGUCUACAUCUACAUCUACAGUGUACUGCCCAACAAUCAAUACUGAUUAUAACUGGGAGGCGCUUGUCAGGGACAGACUUAAAAAGAUGAGCUAGCUCAUUAGGUGCAAAUAUAAAAAGAACUACAAUAAUUAUUACUAAGAUUAAAAACAUAGGUAUAGAUUAGAAAGUUAUAGUUGCCAGCUAAUAAAAUCAAGCUGGGACUGGACUGUAAUUAUAGGGGAUGACCAUUCCAGGAACGAUUUUUUUCCUGGAAAGAAAGGAGUAGGAAUGAUAUUGCGUAUGAGAUUGUGGGAUCAAGUAGUUCAGGUUCCUUGUAGUAUGAGAUGAUUAUGGUCAACUGCAAUAAGUCUGUACUUUAUUUUUAAACAAAUGAGGGAAAUUUUUUAUACGGCGUUGUUCAAGACAUUGCCAGUUGAGGUAUUUAAGCAUUGGGGUGACGUUGCUUAUUUGACCAUAUUGGUUACAUACGUAUCGAACUGCAGAUCGUUGUUCUCGUUCAGUUUUGUAUGUAAGGGAUUUUUGUUAAGGGAGCAGUAUUCAAGCUGUGGGCGGACAUUGAAAUUGUAAGCUGUUUCUUUUACUUUUACUUUUACUUUAUCCGGUGGCCACUAAGUCAAGCGGAACCCGUUGGACAAACUUGAAAGAUUCAUCUGACUAGCUAAUGUUAACAUAUAUCAUUUAGUUCUACAAAAGACUCUCUAGAUGUUUAUUACUUUCUUUUGCUUGCUUAGUGCAGUCAAGAAAAUAUGAGCCGUGCCAUGGGAAAACCAACAUAGUGGGUAUGCGACCAGCAUGGAUCCAGACCAGCCUGCGCAUCCGCGCAGUCUGGUCAGGAUCCAUGCUGUUCGCUAAUAGUUUCUCCAAUUCCAAUAGGCUUUAAAAGCGAACAGCAUGGAGCCUGACCAGACUGCGCGGAUGCGCAGGCUGGUCUGGAUCCAUGCUGGUCGCAUACCCACUAUGUUGGUUUUGUCAUGGCACGGCUCAUAUAUCAUUUGAAAAACUUGAGUAAUUUCAUACAAAGAUUAUCCUGAAAAAUUGUGAUUAACGUUUAUCGGUUGUCUUAUGAAAAGAUGUGGGGUCGUACAUAAGUGCAAUAGAUUACAGAAUUGUAAUUAUGUACAUGUAUAAAGACCAUUGUAUGUUUCCGCUCUUUAUGUCGCUUUUAGUUAAAUCAAUAUUAAGUGAACGUGUUUGCUCAGAAAGCGGGACUAAUAAGAAACCCGACAUGGGCGAAAUUUAUCAUUUUCUUCGAAGUGGCAAGUGCCUUAUUUUAGCUUGCGAUUAUUUAUUGGAUUUCUCUAUAGAGACCGUUGAAUAUGGAACUCUGUAAUUCAAUAGAUAUGGUCAACAAUCCACUUGAGCUUUCCAUUUGCGCAUGCAAUCUGGUGAUUUUUUAACUAAUCGCAACUAUGUGUCACCGUAAUGUGAUGUUUCCACACAAUUUAUAGUAAGUUAUAAGGAGACAUCGUGGCAAAAGAGCAGAAUGUAAGCUUCCUAUAAAGGUCGCGGAUUAGAAUCAUUCCAGCAGAAUGACAGUUAUAUGCGUUGAUCUUGACCUUACAAGCAUCAUGGCUAUUACCCUUUGACAAUCAAAAUUUAACAAAAAGCAGAAUAAACCUUAGCGCUAAACGUCGUUGAAUCUGGUAACCUGUCAUUAGUAUGAUGUUUGUAGAGUUUGUAGUUAUAGGGAAAACUGUGAUGAUUUCGUAAACUAUACAAAUCAAGAACUUGCGGCAGAUACAUACCUAGGUUCAGUAAUAAGACUGAUUGAAAUAUGCGCGUCUUAACGAAGAGCUUUUACACUGUAGGUGGAUUCUAAUUUAUGAAUAAUAUCUCUGUUGUGAAAUGUUUCAUCUUGCCGACAGUUUUUAAAAUUAGUAAACGAAAUGUCUUGAAAUAUGAUAUAAUGAUAGACAGCAGCGAAAGGAAGUGAAAACUACAUAUCUUUAUCUGUAUAUCUUUAUGUUUGAAUUGUUCUCCUAAAAUUUUGUAAUUUCCUUUUCCGUGUAUAAGGAUCAUCUACUGUAGGGUUUAAUGUUAAUUAGCUAUGGUUGAGAAUCCGUUGUCAGUACUGAGAACACUUAAUCUUUACCAAAGCAUCAACACGCAAGGGCUUAUGUAUUGACAAUAUAGACAAUAUUGUGAGACAUGAUGCCUCACGACCUUGUUUUGAUGCAAUUGUUUUGCAUUGUUUUUACGGCCUAUCAGUAGUUUUUUAUUUUUGAUGUUAAAUUGUCAGGCUAUCUUUCAGCUACUUUUUAAUCACAGUUCAUUGUUCUGUAACAUUUCUAGGUAUUGACAGAUAACCAGUCGCAUUGUUAAAUUGUUGUUUACUAAAUUAUAUUUCAAAAUGUUAGAACUCUAGUUAGUGAAACUGUAAUUCUAGCUUUCACGGGGAUUCUUUAUAAAAGUACGCAAUGUCAGCCCGAGUUAUUCAACAGUUCAAUAAACAGUCAACAAUCAACAAUCACCUGCUGUAUUAAAUUGAAUCGAUGUUUUCAUGUAAUGUCCAUUGUUGACUUUUUAAAGCUUCAUAAAAUAUUUUGUCAGUUGAAAUUUUGACAGUUGUCAACCAUCUUGGAUUUUUAUAGGUAUGCACCGGGUGACUAAAUCUCGUACACGCGGACCGAAAUCGUUUCAUAUUCUGCAAAAAUAGUUAGCUUUUUAUUGUCAAGUACUUGGCAUGUAGUGUUGAUUCGUAGCGUUCUAUAUUGUUUUAUUAUUUAUUUUUGUCCGACUUCGGUUGUUUACACUAGUUUAGAGGUUAAACUCCGCCUUAUAUGCAUAUAAGGAAAUGUUCGUCAUGGUCGGCCGAAGAAAGUUCGUAGCAUCAACUCGGUUACGGAUCUGUCCGGGUAUUUCCGACUUUGGCCUUAUUUAGAUUUGGUAAUACAUCCUCAUUUGCAUACCAUGCAUACCACAAAGGUUAAUUAUUAGAACGAUAGAAUCAUCACUUUGCCAUUCAGUUAUAAUUAAUAGUUAUUGUUAAGGCUUCCCAUAAAUAAAAGUUGUUUGAAGCCGAAAGGAACGUUGUCAGUAGUUUAUUUUAAACUUUGAAAUAAAUUUGAACUCGGGCGCUACCAGCCUUUUAACUCAGGCGCUACCAGCCUUGUCUUAGGCGCUACCAGCCUAUAGGGUCGCGACCAGACCCUAGUUUAUUCAACACAUUGCUUAUCCCCCGAAAAUAAAUAACCUUGUAGUAUUUCAAUUGGUGGACUUAGUCCCCAGACUGUAGUCCCCUUGCCAAUGGUCUGUUUAAUUUAACAUUUGUUAAGUUCAGUAAAGUACAGUAACAGUGACCAGGGUGGGGGGGCACUACAAUACUAUAUGUAUGUAUCCAACUGUAGGCUAAACGGGCAUCUAGUUAUUGAUAAAAUGUCAAAGGUCUACCGCCGAAUCGAUGGAUAGAUGGACACACAGACACGAACAAAUAUACAGCUACUCUUCUUCUUGGGUCAGGGUGGGGAAAUCAUUAUCAUUAUUUUCAUCACGUGUACAAAACCGGCACUCUUUGGAAUAUGUGAAUGAUAUAUUUAUUUUAAAUGGUUUUUAUAUAGGUACAUAAUAACUUUCAACUACCAAAAUAUAUCAAUAAAUGCACAAAAAAAUGGUGAGAAACUAUUUUAUUCAGUUAACAAUACAACAUAAAUAGCAAUAUUGGAUAAUUCAAUUCUGUAAGAAAUGUAAACAAUUCUUCUAAUGCUUUGUGGCAUUUUGUAAAGAGAUAAUCAUGUCUGAAUAUGAUUGAUUAUUUUGAUUUUAUCAAAAGUCUGCUUUGCCAUACAUAAAUAGCUAUAUGAUGUUUUGGCUUUUAACAUUUCAAGUAGAGUAAUGACACAUGAAUAUAAUAUUAAUAAAUCAUUACAAUUAAAACUCUAGAACUUAUGUUUUUGUAACAUCUGCAAUGUAACCUUCAUUCUGAUUUGAAGGUUGUUCCUCGUUUGAAUCUAUUCGUAUAUACUGUGCGGCAACAGUGCUUUGUAAAUAUGCUUAGAGGUAACAACUGAAUUCUAGCAAUCUGACAAUAUUUACUAGACAGUUAUGUUUGAUUAUAUCCGUCAUGCAUUGUGUAAAAAGC